AUGAGCACUCCAGGAAUGAGCGAAAUCACGAAUUCAAACUUGCCAGAAGUCACCCUCGGUACCCAGAUGUCAUCUUUCCACUCUCCACCACCUUCACCUCGCCAGCAAGGACCACGCAGACCUACGAGCGGUUUCUCCAUACCCAGUGGUUUGGCUAGUAGGAUGACGAGCUCCUCGACUCAGUCCUCCGAACCGGUUCUUACCCCGGCAAAUGGUUCAAGACGCGCGAGCAAGAAUGGCCUUCUGUCUGUGCUGGACGAGCCUACCCCUCGUGCGGGUACGAAACCUGAUGCGAGUGAUGAGGAUAUGCCGAAUGCGACGGAGCUGAGCAGUAGCCGACUGAGUGGGAUAUGGGAUGAGCCCGGUUCGGCUGGUGGGGAGAAAGAGAAAGAGGGGAAGAAGGGAAAGAAGGGGCAAUUGACACUCCGUGAACAGGAGAAGGCUGCAGAUCGUCUCGAGAAGGAAAACUUCAACCUCAAGCUCAAAGUACAUUUUCUAGAAGAACGACUCGCGGAGAUGUCCCCUGAGCAAAUCGACGCUGCUCUCAAGCAGAAUAUCAACCUCAAGAUCGAAGUUCAAUCGCGCGGUAUGGAACUCAAGAAGCAAAAGAAACUCAUUCUCGAGCUUGAGAAGACUGUGGAUCGGCUACAAAAGGCCACCGGGCGAGAGCGAGAGCGUAAGCUCGAGGAGGAACUUAAAGAACUGAAAGAACAAUUGAGACGGCGAGGUCCGGCGAUGAAUGGCUCUGCGACGGCGGGGGAUAAGGCCCUCGCGGAGAAGUACGCAGAGCUGAAUGUCCGGAACGAACAGCUCGAGUUGGCGCUAGAGGAAGCACAGGGCGCACUGGAGGAGAACGUCAAGGAGCUGGACCAGAUGCGAGCGCUUGGGGACGUGUCUUCCGGCAAGGGUCGUCUGGACCGGCUUAAGCAGCAGUACGAGCAGCGGAUAUCCGAGCUGGAGGAGGCGAAUGAACAGCUGGCUGUUGAACGGGAUGAGCAGGCCCAGGAGCUGGACAGGGGUGAGGAGGUGAGGGAUAGGCUGGAGGAUGAGUUGGAGACAGCGAAGUUGGGGCUUGAGGAGCUCACGCGGAGAAGGGAGAUGGAGCUUGCCGAUAGGAGUGAGAGCAGGGCGGAGAUGGAGGAGGAGAGAGAGGGUAAGGAGAGGCUCCAGGAUACCUGCAACUCUCUGCGGGACCAGCUGGCUUCUACCCAGAUCGAGCUGGAGCGCAAGGAACGCGAGUGUGACGAGAUGGAAGAAGAACUUGCAAACAGGGACGAGCAGAAGCAGGAAGAGCUGUACAAGAUUGAGGAGAACUGGCGGGGAGAGCUGGAAGCUGCUAACGCGCGUGUUGAGAAGCUCCAGGAUGUCGUUGACCAGCGAGAGCAGGAAGCGAAGGAGUCACAGGACCGGCUCGAAGCCCUCGAAUCGGACUUCAGAGACUUGCACAACCGGUUUGAUGAGGAGGUCGAUCUCUGGGCUGGGGAUAAGGAGAAGAUGGAGCAGGAACUUGCGGAGCGGGAAGAGGAGCUCAAAGCGGCUAACGAGGAUGUUCAGAAGUAUGGCGAGCGAGUCCAGGAACUGGAGGAGGAGCUAGAUGGGCAGGCGAGAGAUUUCGAGGCACUUGAAGAACAGAUGCGUGCUCUUGAGCGAGAGAAGGCUGAGACGGAGGAGAUGCAUGAGCAACUUGUGAACGCUCUUAAAGAUAAAUUGGGAGAGAACCGGGUCGAUCUUGAGGACGUGCAGGAACUGUAUGAGGAAGCGAGGCAGACGCUCCUCGAAGCCAAGGAGAGGAUCGACGAACUGGAGGCGAAGAUCGAGGAUCUGGAAGCCGACCUUGACGAGGAGCGUCAAGGUGGGCAAACGCUCAAGAUCGAGCAGGCGAAAUGGGAACAGGAGAGAAAGGAGAUGGAGGAACAUUGGGGUAGGGUGGUGGCUGAUAAAGACCUUGUGAACGAUCGCCUACGUACUCAGCUCAGGGAUACCGAAGGCCGUCUAGCGGAGAAGGAAGACGACCUUGAUAAGCUGGAGUCUGCCAUGACCGAAACACGCAAGCUUAGCGAGAGCAGAACAUCUGAUCAGUUCGCCAUGCAGCUCGAGCUGGAUCGCGUUAAGCGGGAUUUGCAGAGGUGCGAAGCGGAUCUGGAGAGGGUCAGGAAGGAGCUGGAUAAGCGGGAAGACAUCAUUCGUGAGAGGGAAAAUGUUAUCGCUGGUUUGCAUGCCAGCAGCCGUGACAUUAGCUCCCAACUAGCGGCAAUGACGCAGACCAAGCUCAACCUGUCCGAUAAGCUGGAUAUGGAGCAGCAAGCACGCAAGGCUGCCGAAGUAGAGCGCGAGAGCUACCGUGCACGCGUGAACGACCUUGAGACGCGCUCGUCUAAGUCGGAGCGUAGCUUGAUCUCGAAUGAACAGCGCUUCCGCGAGCAGAUCGCUGAGCGGAACACGCUGCUCAUGACUGUGUUCAAUUAUAUGGAAGAGAUUCUCGGAGUCGAUAAGAGUUCCCGGAAUGCUGGCCAACCAGAUCCUAAGCCCUUCACCAACUUCCCGAUCUUCCACGAAAAGCUCAUGGGCCGGCUGAAGUCUGUCAGUCAGAUACAGCUCGACUUCGACAAGCGGUGUAAAGAAAUAGAAGUGCAUUUCACGGAGAAGAUGGGUGAUCUGAAGAAGCAGCUUGAUCAGCGCUGGAAACAGAUUGAUCGUUUCGAGACUACUUUGAAGGGAGCUGCAGAGGCGAAAGCCAAGUGGCGUAGGCAGUAUAGCACCAAGGAAGGCGAAUUAGAUGCUCUCAAGGCGUCCAACACGGAGCUCAUGAACCAGGUGAACGCCAUAAGGAAAGGCACCUCCGAGGCACCUUCAGAACUCCGCGCUCUCAGCGCCCGCGCCGUCAACGCCGAAAAGCAACUCUCAGUGCUCCAAAAUCGCCUCCGAGCAGCAGAAGAAGCCGCUAUGCAGGCGAACGAGAACAAGGGCAUGACUGAGUCCAAAUUCGCUGCUCGUGUGAGGGAGUACGAGACCCGGGAGAAGGCUUCGGCGGAGAAGAUCAAGCGAGAACGGCAGGGUGCGAAGGAGAUGGAAGCGACGCUCCGAGCACAGAUUGACCAGCUACGAGCACAGCAGGAACAGACAGAGAGGCGUCUGAACCAGCUGCGCGAGAUGAAGGAAACUGGCCAGCAGGGCCCGAGCCCACCUAGACUCUCACGAUAG
This is a messenger RNA of Dacryopinax primogenitus, 3201 nucleotides long. RefSeq lists its product as uncharacterized. NCBI's taxonomy places the organism in Eukaryota, Fungi, Basidiomycota, Dacrymycetes, Dacrymycetales, Dacrymycetaceae. Bases 1 to 3201 code for a protein of 1066 amino acids. The transcript has 12 exons. The record is from RefSeq and is a predicted model, not a curated record. Gene Ontology annotation, cellular component: microtubule organizing center.